Messenger RNA from Rotaria sp. Silwood2, 1272 nucleotides. Lineage: Eukaryota; Metazoa; Rotifera; Eurotatoria; Philodinida; Philodinidae. The record is from the annotation of a GenBank genome assembly.
AUGGAUUAUGAUUAUUAUGAUGACCAUGAUGAAGAUGAAUUACCAGUUUUAUCAUUACCUACUACAUUUCUGACAAAAAAGACUGCAAUUAAUAAUGAUAAACAAGACAAUAUCGGAAAUGAUCGUUCGACUGAUUCACUUGCGAAUUGGAAAACACUUUAUGAGACAAGUCUUCAUUCUUUACAAUCCGAUGAUGAAGAUCGAAGAUUACUUCCAAAAACACCGUUUUAUGUUGAUCGACAACCAUCUAUUGCAAAACCUAAGAUUGCAAAAUCUUAUGCACCUAUUUAUCAACCACAAAUAGCUUUAAAUACAAGUAAAUCAAAAUGGGAAAUACGUUUACCUCAACUACUUGAUGGUACAGUUGGUCCUGAUCGUCAAAAACGUGACAUGUUACGACGACAUACAACCAAUAUUGUCUUUCAAGGACCCAAUUCAAAUACUAAUGAUUUUCACUCAUAUUUUUCGUCACAAUUGUCAAAUGCAACUGCUAAUGAUCGACCAACUAAUCCACUUGUUAAACAACUAAAACAAAAAUUUGAUCAAAUGACAGUUGAUAGUGCACGGAUUAUUAGUCUUGGAAACCGUACACAAUUUUCAUCUGAUAAUCUUUCAAAACUGCGUCGAGUAACUAGUCUAAAUUAUCGAGGAAAAACUGCUGUUACUGGUGAACGUUUAAUCCAACAACCACGUGCUGUGUUACCUAUUCGUCCAACGCCUGAAAUAACAACUUUAAAAACAAAAUCAGCUAGUACUGAGUCAUUGAAUACUCACAAAGCAAUAAAUAAUGGCCGUACUUAUCGAAGGAAAAUAAAUCCACCUAUUAGUUAUCCAAAAUAUACUUAUCCACCAGUUUCAACAACAUCUGUCGUUAAACAAUUAAUUGGUGGUGGUGCUACACUUAUUUAUGAUAGUAUAGCAGAACCGAGUUCAUCAAAGAUAAAGUCAUCCGUCACGAAACAUAAAAACAACAUUCAAGAAAUAAGAGAAACUUUAACAAGUAAUAAUUCAUUUUUAUCAGGUCGGCAAUUACGAUCCGACUCAAUUGAUAGUGCUUAUGCAACACUUCAGAAGGAAAAAACUAAUAAUAAGAAACUGAUCGAACCAAAAAAAGAUGAAACUAAUGAAAAUUAUUAUGAAGCUGUAUCAAGUCAAACAUCGAAUGAUUUAUCUGGAUCCAAUGAUGUUCAAGCUUCUAAUGAACCUUUCGAUCAUGAUAUAGAUACAAAUGAAGAUGAACGAGAAAUUUAUCCAGUUUUUGAUAUUGACUAA